UGCCGGAAAAACACACCGCAGACGAACGUCUACAUAAAAUGGCGCGAAAAGACAUUUUAAUUUCUGUAUUACGGUUUGCUUCGGAUAUCAGUCACCGGCAUCUGCAACCGCAAUUUUGCAUUGUUAAUUUUAUAAGUCCGGACAAUGCAUUUUUUAUGCGUUGUUGUGUUGUUGGCGGUGUCGAGUUGCGGAGUGACGGCUUUAUGGGAUCCGCAAGGAAACUGCCGGAAAAGCGCGCCUGUUGGAUAUGCAUGGGAUAGUGUUGCGGUGCUGGGCGUUUGGUACCAGUAUAUGUACGGUCCCAAAGAAGGCUUCCAGCUGAACAAUUUGACCAAUCCCGUGGAAGAAAACCGUGCCAUCGGUUGGAUCUAUGACAAUGGCGGUACGAAGUAUGCAUCGGCGACGUUUGUCACCUCCCGCCAGGAUGUCGCUCCGUACAGCUGCUGGGCGUCGUACGCCACACAGAAUACCAGCUGCAACGGCUACACCACGGCGUUCGGGUAUUUCGGCGGCCUGGGCACCGGCGAAACCGGCGGUCCACGCAACUUUUAUAAACUAUACCUGGACCCAAACUUCUUCUACGUCCGUUCCGACUGUUUCGACCAGGGCAGCGACACCCUGACUAUUCAGAACUGCAAACAGCCCGGUGUCUCUGUAUGGACCCGCAAGAUGCCCAAGGACAUUACGCCGCUGGAGAACAAGAUCAUCCUGGAUGUGCUGGACGACCGGCUGCAGUUCUACUGCGUCACCGGCGCCCAGAUGGCCUACAACCAGUGGGUGGAUCUCCCGCCCUGUGACUACAUUGAGAAGCCGCAGAAUUUCAUGAACGACAUCCGGUACGCGGAGGAGCACGUGGUCAGCAAGUGCCAUAGUGCCUCUUCCGGUGGCGGCUGCGCGCCGGCGUCGUUCUACUAAGAUAUUGACUGCUCCGAUUUAUCUCUGCAUUUGGUAAUUUAUUUUGAUUCUCCUGUAAAUCUUUUGUAAUGAGAAUUAUCGUUUGUGCCCGUAAAAUAAAUUAUUAUGAA
This is a messenger RNA of Paramacrobiotus metropolitanus, 1025 nucleotides long. RefSeq lists its product as uncharacterized. NCBI's taxonomy places the organism in Eukaryota, Metazoa, Tardigrada, Eutardigrada, Parachela, Macrobiotidae. The record is from RefSeq and is a predicted model, not a curated record. The transcript has 3 exons. Bases 145 to 915 code for a protein of 256 amino acids.